Messenger RNA from Rosa chinensis, 1931 nucleotides. RefSeq lists its product as uncharacterized. Gene Ontology annotation, biological process: cyclic nucleotide metabolic process. Bases 474 to 1931 code for a protein of 485 amino acids. The transcript is spliced from 5 exons. The record is from RefSeq and is a predicted model, not a curated record. Gene Ontology annotation, molecular function: 2',3'-cyclic-nucleotide 3'-phosphodiesterase activity. NCBI's taxonomy places the organism in Eukaryota, Viridiplantae, Streptophyta, Magnoliopsida, Rosales, Rosaceae.
GUCUCCAUCGCCAAUAUCGUCUUGACCGGCAUAUCGAUCACACACACACACUCUCUCUCUUUCUCUCUGAAUUAUCAUGUCUUUCCACGUCUCUUGUUCUAGUUUUCAGGUUAAGGACUAAGAGGUUGAAGAGGAAAGGGAGUCGCAGAAAUGACAGAGGUUGAUGAAAAUCUGGUGGAGAAAAUCCUGUCAACUCUGCCUCCCAAGGCUCUGAUGCGAUUCAAAUGCGCCUCUAAAGUGUAGUAUGCGCUGAUCAAAGAUCCCAGGUUCGUAGCUAAGCACCUCUUCAAUUACAAUUACAAUUCCAAUUCCAAGCUUCUGCUCUUUAUGAAGAGGCGUUUAGUCUCCGAGGACAUCAAGGACACUGCUAAUGAGACUAAUUACAAUUACAAUGCAAUAAUGAUGAUGAUAUUGAUAAUGGUGAGGACAGCAUUAUUAUCUCUAGUGUCGAGGACAUCAAGAUUCCUCUUUGUAUGAGUCUAAAGACUAGAGGCGAAGCAGUUCAUAUUGUAGGGCAUUGCAAUGGAAUCAUCUGUCUACUUCUAGGAGUUCUAGCUAAUUCUUUUCAGCUGCUUUUAUGGAACCCAGCAAUUCAGGAAUUCAAGCUUCUUCGCCCCCGUCCAUACCUUCAAGAUGUUGAUUGGGAAAGAACUCUGUGGUUCAAGUAUGUUCAAGGGUCUGGAUAUGAUCCUAAAUUGAACGAAUAUAAAGUUGUUAGCAUUGGACUAGUUUAUCCAGAUGAUUUUAGGGAUGAUAGAUAUGUUAUUCAUCAUCCUCCAAAACCAGCAAUAUACACUUUGAGUACUGAUUCUUGGAAAGAGAUCAAAACCAAUGCUUUCGAAACAGAAACCACUCUCCUUAUACCCGAAAAUUUCCAGAUUCAAUUCAAGCAAAUGUUUUAUUGGUCAGGAUAUGAGCAACAUGAGGAACUGGAUUUGUUUGAUAUAGACGAGGACUCCAUUGGGCCGGUCAUCAUUUUGUUGGAUAUUGAGAAUGAGGUAUUUCAUGAUAUCAUGUUACCUGAUAGUUUAUAUCCUCGCUUUGUCAUGUUCAAUCCCAGUCUCUAUAUUAAUGGUAUGCAACUUCGAGUGUGGAACGAAUCCCCUGCUCUUUUUGUAUUGGUUGAUAAACUUCAAGGUAUUAAACCUGAAGAAGAUGAAUCUUUUGUAAUAUGGGUGCUGGAUGAACUUGGUGGUGCUUGGACAAAACACACGACUCUUGAACCCACAGAGAAGCCAUUGACACUUUUGAAUAGCAAUAAGAUAGUUAUAAAUGAUUUCAUGGGACUUGUACUCUGCUAUGAACUUCGUAGCAAAAGGCUUAAAGAUAUUCUUAUUCAAAACACGCCUUAUUCUCAUAUAUAUGUCCGGUUAGAUGACAUUGCAGCUGUUAUCUACGUGAAAAGUAUAGUUUCAGUAUUGGGAGCCCAGAAGCUCCAAAGCAGAAAUAAUUCCAACGUGGCGAACUUUUCUCUACUCACGCACUUUCCAUUCAGUCCUUCAAUAGUGGACAGGGAAUCGACCUCAUAUUCAAUAUGGGCCAUCCCAUCGGGUGAUGUGUCUCUUAGGAUCAAGAAAGUGAUGGAAAGUCUCAGGGCCGAGUUCGGUGGGCCGGAGAUCGAACCACAUAUCCCUUUUGUGUUAAUAUGUACAACUGAGAUAUGCAAUGACCAUUUCGGUUUACCUUCACGUAAGUUCCCUUCAUUGUUGAACUGCUUUUUCCGGGAUGGUAGGCCAUAUUUGAGUCUCCUUUACGGGCGUCUGACAGAAGAAGAGAGGAAAAUAGCUCUAGAAAAAGUUUGCAAGCUAGAUAAAAACAUUUCCAGCUUGAGCUUCACCAUAGCUCAACUCGGAUUGUACAAAAUCGACUACAGAGAUAUAACUCUCAGAUCUUGGGAGAAAAUUACUGAAUAUACUCUCCCAUUCCCUUAG